AUAUGACCACGGAUUGGUCCAAACGAAGAAUGAAGUCGAGCGCAGGCCAAUCGCUGGGGAUCUUUACUGACGGUUCGAAAAACCGGUUUGACGCUGUACCAGUUUCUGGCGUUUUCCUUCCUAAAUUCUUUAGCUGCGAAUUUUCAUCGUAAAGUUCGAACUCGACUAUUUUCUCUGUGUAAUUUUGAUCGAAGUCGAAACUUUCGGAUAAUAGCUUUUAUAGAUGAUAACCGGAAAAACAUCGCUACUUCGGAUAAACGUUACCGACGGUCAGACGAGCCGUGACCGUCGCGAUACGGCACUUAGCGGCGCGUGCAUCAAAAAUGAAGUUUGAUUGGAUGUUGUUGCUCUUCGCGCAGAGCUCUUCGAAACUGCGAACUUAUUCCACGCAUUUGCAUCGAAGGUAUGUGUGCGCGUGUGUAACGCGUGUGAAUGUAUAUAGAACUGUAAAAGUCGUGCGCUGUUCGCAAGUUCUCGAGAGAACUACUUCCACAAAGAUGUCCCCUCCAAUGGAAAGGAUCCAAAUCUUGGAAGCGAUUGAAAAAGACAUUAUUACCUGUCUGCAAAGCGCAGGCCAAGCUUUUAUGGAAUUGAGCAAAGACAAACCUAACUCAAAGCAAGCAGAAGGUCAGACGCAUCAGUUCAUUAAGACAUUGGGGCUUGUUGAAUCCAAAUUGAGUGAUCAAAUUAAUUACUUGACACAGGUAUCAACAGGUCAACCCCAUGAAGGCUCUGGCUACGAAAGUCAAAAGGUCUUGCAAAUGGCUUGGCACAGAUUACAGCACGUACGGAGUAGAGUUGACGAGCUGGAGCGUCUUAAGAACAAGCAUAUGCAUUCGCGCAGCCUCGCGGCUCUAGGACGGCCUCAGCAGCCGCAGCAGCAGCAGCAACAACAGCAGCAGCAACAGCAACAGCAGCAGAUGGCCUCAAACAACGUAUCUGCACAACAGCCUCAGACUAACUCUACGACCUCGUAGUUUGUGCUUGUAAGACAAUAAUUUUGGAAUGCAGACUGAACUUCACCGAUGGCGCAAUCUCUUAUUAUCUUAGUUUAUUUAAAUUUUUUGCUUUCUUUUUUUUCUUCUUAUACUUUUGUAAAAUCUUAAAGGUAUAAAAGACCUCUUGAUGAAGUCAUCAAAAUACUUUACGGGUUAGUAGAUUCAUUUAUCGGUGAUUCUUGGAAGUCUUAAACUAUUGUUUUGUUUUUUUCUAUUUUGUUGUGGUAAAUUCAACUCCUUAUGCUCGUGUGAACUCUAUUGAACUGUGCAAUACACUUACGUUUUUAUUUAACUUUUGAUUUUAGUAUUUUGAAUAUUUUGAAGAAGAUUCUUUGAACUAUUAUUAUAUAUUAAAUCUAAUCUCAUAAAACGAUAAGUUAAGAUUCCUUGACACCGUUGUUAUAUAUUCUUGUUAAGUCAAAAAGUAAAUGAAUCUUGAAUGUUAAAAAGUUCCAAAACGAGAAAUGAUUCUAUAGCUCCUUAGACAAGCGUCCUAAGGCAUACAUUUUUUUGUUUAUCUUUUAACUAUGAAUCAUAAAUCGGCAUUCAUUGAAUGCGUUUUCGUAUAAAAAAAAACGCACGCUCUUCCUCUCAAAUUGGGAGAAAAAAUAUUGCUAAAAAAACAGUUUUAAUAAUCUUUCAUCGUCGUCAUCGCAAAUGACUAAGGCACGGCGCCGUCAAUGACGGCCAUGCUACGUUUGACAGUUGCAGCCAACGACAGACGAGACUUUCGCUCUUCCUCCAGCUGCUUGCACAACUGCGAUACCUGCGACUGCAGAUCCGUCAUUUGGCUCUUCAAGGCUUUAACAGUUUCCGACAGCCACCUGCUAACAGAGACAAGAUGUUUUGUCAUUGGAAGUUGGAUUUGUCGUGUAGGCUUAUUUAGGAUUGAAAUGUAUUCCUAACAGAGGAGAAGAUACAGCUAUUGAAAUUUACCGUUGAAAAAAUAAUCUGUGACUGUUAAUAACAUUAACGAAGACGAUUGUCCUUCAUUUUCAUAAAAGAUAUUGCUUUUUAAUGGGUUUGAUAAAAUUGUUGGGCAAAGCAAUGUCUGAAACGGUUAUAUUUAAUAUAUAAAUAUGAAUAAAUUGAAAAGAAACAAAAUUACAAUAAUUUUAUCAAAUCAUGAAUGUAGCUUUAGUACGAAAAAUGAACCAAGAUACUGUGUAAUCGAACUUAUGAAUUAAUGAUGAUUUUUUUCAAUGAUAACAUUUAAUAGUUUUCUCCAUAUUGGUAUUCAAGUAUUUUUAUAAAUAAAGUGGACUUUUUAUUGUGGGAAAACCUCUUUUUAAAUGUAUUAUACAAAAUGUAUUGUAAUUUAUAAGGAAAUAUUUUCCUCAAAGUUAGCAAUGUAAAUGGUGAAUUUAUAAUAUUUAAUAAAAGUUUAUUAAUUUAACCA
Messenger RNA from Nasonia vitripennis (jewel wasp), 2397 nucleotides. RefSeq names its product mediator of RNA polymerase II transcription subunit 11 (gene MED11). The transcript has 4 exons. Lineage: Eukaryota; Metazoa; Arthropoda; Insecta; Hymenoptera; Pteromalidae. Gene Ontology annotation, biological process: regulation of transcription by RNA polymerase II. Gene Ontology annotation, cellular component: mediator complex. The coding region runs from base 324 to 977 and encodes 217 amino acids. Gene Ontology annotation, molecular function: transcription coregulator activity. The record is from RefSeq and is a predicted model, not a curated record.